Molecule: messenger RNA, 7779 nt
Organism: Manis javanica (Malayan pangolin)
Lineage: Eukaryota; Metazoa; Chordata; Mammalia; Pholidota; Manidae
Gene: ATXN1L
Product: ataxin 1 like
Biological process (GO): anatomical structure development; regulation of DNA-templated transcription
Cellular component (GO): nucleus
Molecular function (GO): RNA binding; protein binding
Source: RefSeq, a predicted model, not a curated record
GGGGGGGGCGUUCUGGGUGUGGGGCGGCUCCGGGGCCGGGGAUGGCGGCGGCCGCUGUUGCGGCGGCUCCGGGACAAGCGGGAGGAGCCCGAGGAGCGCCGUGAGAUGGGCCGGCUCCCAGGCCAGUGGGGAGGACAGUGCUUCUUACUGCAGCUGCUCAGAAGCACCACUGGAAGCUCAGCAGAUGUGGGCGCCCCAGCCAGCAGCAGAGAGGGGUGCAGGGGAGCCACAGAGAAGCCCUUUCUGAUGCCCCAAGGAGCAAGCCGACCCCUUCCAGGCUCCAGGAACACCACAAAGCAAUAUGAAACCUGUUCAUGAAAGGAGUCAGGAAUGCCUUCCACCAAAGAAACGAGACCUCCCCGUGACCAGCGAGGAUAUGGGGAGAACUACCAGCUGCUCAACUAACCACACUCCCUCCAGUGAUGCCUCUGAAUGGUCCCGAGGGGUCGUGGUGACUGGGCAGAGCCAGGCAGGAGCCAGAGUCAGUCUCGGGGGUGAUGGAGCUGAGGCCAUCACUGGUCUGACAGUGGACCAGUAUGGCAUGCUGUAUAAAGUGGCUGUGCCACCUGCUACCUUCUCCCCAACCGGCCUCCCAUCCGUGGUGAACAUGAGCCCCUUGCCCCCUGCAUUUAAUGUAGCGUCUUCACUAAUUCAACAUCCAGGAAUCCACUAUCCUCCAGUCCACUAUGCUCAGCUCCCAUCCACCUCUCUGCAAUUUAUUGGGUCUCCUUAUAGCCUUCCCUAUGCUGUGCCACCUAAUUUCCUACCGAGUCCCCUCCUUUCUCCCUCUGCCAACCUCACCACCUCUCACCUUCCACAUUUUGUGCCAUAUGCCUCACUCCUGGCAGAAGGAGCCACUCCUCCCCCGCCGGCUUCAUCCCCAGCCCACUCAUUCAACAAAGCCCCCUCUACCACCUCCCCACCUGGGCAGUUGCCACAUCACUCAAGUACUCAGCCGCUGGACCUCGCUCCAGGUCGGAUGCCCAUCUAUUAUCAGAUGUCCAGGCUACCUGCUGGGUACACCUUGCAUGAAACCCCUCCAUCAGGUGCCAGCCCCGUUCUUACCCCUCAGGAGGGCCAGUCUGCUCUGGAAGCAGCUGCUGCCAAUGGACAGAGACAGCGAGAGCGAAAUUUAGUAAGACGGGAGAGUGAAGCCCUGAACUGCCCCAACAGCAAGGGCGAAGGCCAAGGACUGGGGCCAGUGGUAGAAUGUGUGGUGGAUGGACAGUCGUUUUCAGGUUCUCAGACUGCUCGGGUGGAGGUGGCAGUGCCAACACACCGAGGGACCCCAGACACUGACCUCGAGGUCCAGCGGGUGGUUGGCACUUUAGCUUCUCAGGACUAUCAUGUGGUGGCAGCUCAGAGGAAGGAUGAGCCCAGCCCCCUCAACCUGUCCCAUCAUACACCUGACCGUAAGGGUGAGGGGCGAGGGUCAGCUAGGAACCCAGCAGAAGUGGCCGAGAAAAAUCAGGCCCGAGGGGUCUACCCUCAAUCCCAUCAGGAUCUGGUAAAACACAGACCUUUACCCAAAGCAGUGGUUGUAGCCAAUGGCAACCUGGUGCCCACUGGAACUGACCCAGGACUGCUGCCCAUGGGCUCGGAGAUCCUGGUGGCAUCAAGUUUGGACAUGCAGGCCAGAGCCACCUUCCCAGACACGGAGCCAACAGCGCCCCCCAUUACCUCCUCCCACUUGCCCUCCCAUUUCAUGAAAGGCGCCAUCAUCCAGCUGGCUACGGGGGAGCUGAAGCGGGUAGAGGACCUCCAGACCCAGGAUUUUGUGCGCAGUGCUGAAAUGAGUGGGGGGCUGAAGAUUGACUCUAGCACAGUCGUGGACAUACAGGAGAGCCAGUGGCCUGGAUUUGUCAUGCUGCAUUUCGUGGUUGGUGAGCAGCAGAGCAAAGUGAGCAUCGAGGUGCCCCCUGAGCACCCCUUCUUUGUGUAUGGCCAGGGUUGGUCCUCCUGCAGCCCUGGGCGAACUGCACAGCUCUUCUCUCUGCCCUGCCAUCGGCUACAGGUGGGAGAUGUCUGCAUCUCUAUCAGUUUACAGAGCUUGAACAGUAACUCCGUUUCUCAGGCCAGCUGUGUUCCCCCAGGCCAGUUGGGCACCCCCCGAGAAAGGCCUGAGAGGACUGUCUUGGGAUCCAGAGAGCAAUGUGACAGUGAGGGGAAGAGCCAGCCAUCAGGCGAGGGCUCCCAAAUGGUAGAGCCCUUGCAGUCAGAGCCUGGUGCUCAGGCCUGCUGGCCAGCGCCAAGCUUCCAAAGAUACAGCAUACAAGGGGAGGAGGCACGGGCUGCACUGCUCCGUCCCUCUUUCAUUCCACAGGAGGUAAAGCUGUCCAUCGAAGGGCGUUCCAAUGCAGGAAAAUGAACCUCUCCCAGACCAGGACUGAGGCUUUACCCCAGAGCUGGGCCUCACCGUGAGCAGGCAGAGGAUUUGCACAUGCCGAGCAGGGAAUGGCUCUCUUGGCAGUGAGACUGGCGGGGGAAGAGGAGGCAGCCUCCCAAGACAGAGUCUGUUGCCCAUUACCCAAUGGCAUCCUUUCAGGACAGCCUCAGAGGGCGCUCUGAUGGGGAGCAGCAGGCCUGGGCCAAGGAAGGAAGGAGAUGCACACAGGAUAAGAAACAUUCCAAAUAUCAGGGCCUCCCUGUUCUUUCCUCCCCACCCCAGCUCCUGCAAGGGGAAAGUCAGGCUUUGGGAACAGGUGGCAGAGGGAGGGAGCAAAGAAAGAGCCAAAAAUGAUGAUCCACAGCUUAUAGUAGCACUGCAACUACGGUUUGUUUGUUUUUUUCCUUUUUUUUGUGAUGGGAGGGCAGGAGGCCCCCAUGGUUGGAAAUAAGAAGGUUCCCACCCAGAACUCUUCUUUUGAGAGCUGUGCACUUUAAGGGGGACUUUGUUACAGAUGUCUAUGGCUGGCUUUGUGGGGGAGGAGCACUCAUCUACAGGACUGUGAUCCCGUGCUUCCGCCCAUUCCCAUCUCUUCCCAUCACGCCUCCCACAAGGCUUUUAGCACCAGGACAGAGAAGCCCCUUCAGGGUUCAGAGUGAAGCACUGCUUUGGCUGGUUGACUUUUGGGAGAAAGACCUGAUGGCCAGGUUGACUGGGCUCUAGGCAGGGCUUCUGGAAGGGUAGCUGACUUAACGAAGUUUCUCUUACCCUUCCUGCCAGACCUGCUUCGAAAUUGUACUGAAUCUCAAGUUGGUAAUGGUGACUUCUGAAAGAACCAGUGGGCCCUUUUUCCCAGGCCCCCAGACCCGUCUUCUGUCUGUCUAUGUUGUGCCUAAGUGCCUGCGCUGCCCCAGCCCUUCUGCUGCCCUAACCUCUGCAUGGUGUCUUGGCCUGGGCCUGAUUGUAGCUGUACUGCCUUUCCCCUUCUGCAAAAUUGGUUUUGUCCAGUCUGACCAAACCUCUGGUUUUUGUGUGUAGGGGUCUCUCUGGUUUCCCCUUCAGUUAUACUCUCUGUUUUUAAAAACUCAGAAUCAUGUCCUCUCUUCUGCAGCUGAACAACUUGGUAGAGAAACAAGAAUGGAACUGUGCCCUGGGUUAGGGCACAUGCACCUGGCUGGCAGUGCCUGCCCUGGUGUUUUUACACAGCCCCUUCCAUCUUAUUCCACUUUGUCUCCAGCAUUAAGGCUUUUCUAAGCCAUCCCUUCCUACAGCCAAUUCUUAAGAUUCCAGGAUAGUCUUGAUAAUACCUGAGGUCUCCCAGAUUUCAUUUCAUGGUAGAGUGUUCCUCUGUAAAGACUAUUUUUAGUCUUGGUUGCAUUUGCCCCGCUAUGUCUUAACCUCACAUUUUCUUCACAACUUUUAGCAUCAGCUUGGACAAUAGGAUUCCACUGGGUAUUGAGAAUUAGGCUCCCCCACCAGCUUUCAUGUGGGUGGGUGAGUUUUUUGUUUGUAUUUUGGGGGGUCUUUAGACUGUUGAAGCAACUCAGGGUAUUGUCCACCCAGCUGUCUUGUGAGGCUUCUCCCAGGGUAGGAUCCUGGCAUUUCCUUUAGAAAUGUACUUGGACUGGCCAAGACCUGGCUUGUCAUCAGUCCCAAACCUCUGAGGUCUGAUUUCUGCUCUGUCAAAAACUUUAGGCAAGUCUUGUGACCUCUUGCUCUUUCACUUCCUCCCCAGCUGCCAAAUGGGGAUAAAUAAUCUUACCUACCUCCUGGGGGGAGGAGGAGUUCUGAGAAUGUCGUUAUUCUUGAUGUUCAGGUGCUAAAGGUUGUUCUCCUGGGGCUCACAAAGUGUCUGAGACUGGCUUGUUUGCUACAAGUCCUACAUGCCACUGUUUCAUUCUUAGCAGUCACCUGGCCAGUCAGCUUUUGGAGGCCCAUCUAAAAGAAGCUGCUGACCUGACCGUAAGGACGUAAGUCUCUGGUUUACCUCAGAACCAAACACCAACCCCUGUCUGGUGAGCACUCAGCCUUGUAUGCAUUUGGCAUUGUGUCCUUUCCUUUCUCUGUCCCCCAUCCUCUCUGAAUGCUGCUUUCUCUGGCUUGUUUCCUACAGUGGGGGCCUGUGGGGCUGAGUCUUGAGGAAUCCUCUCAGAUGAUGGUCCUGGAAAAGGGCCUCAUCUCUGGCUGUUUCAUGAGCAACUCAUUCCUAGGGAUUAUUUGCACGGGUUUCUUCCUCAUAGGAAGGCUCACCACCCUAAUACAGUGACACACACACAGUAGACACUCAAGAAAUGUCCACCAAGGACAACACCAACUGAGCUUCCUUCUUACGGGAGCAAACCUAUAUCCAACCAGAUAACAGGCCAAGUACUUUAAAUCAAAUAACCCUCCACCUCCCAGCCUGGCAACUUCUGCUUGAUCCUGGAAAGAAAAUCUUGUGCAUCAUGGCCCAACGCCUUGACAUUUCUGCUGUUGCUCCUUUGCUGUCUCAUAGUGAAACAAUACCAGCAGCUCCCCUGAUACCGUGCCAUGCAUAUGUAAUAAUACUUGAUUUUGCUGAGCUGCAGAGAUAUCUAUUAUGUAAAGUAUGGUUCCAGGAAGAGCUGUGGCAUUCCUCUUGCCUUUUCCCUCUGGUUCAGUCUUUUCUUCCAGGCAUUAGAAGUAAAAGUAACCUAUGCUGUGUCAUUCUUCCCUAUAGGAAUUUCCUAAGUUUGCAAGAGACUGAAGAGUGGUUUUAAGAGAGCAUUGUAGGGGGAAGCUGGCAGCUUUUUGGGGGAAUGGGCAAUUGAAUGCCAGAGCCAGUCACUUGUCAGUGUCAUACAUUCCCAGAGCCUAGGAGUAGGAGGGAGGCCUGCUACCUCUGGCACUAAACAGAAAUGCUGGUGCCAAUUUGGGAGGAGGGGAACCAGGAAAAGGAUGGGUGAUGCAUCCAAGUGUUGGAUCAUCAUUCCUAUUGCAAUUAGUGUACAUGGGGGAGCUGGGAGGAUGGUGGCAUGGGGAAAGGGGAACUGGGGGUUCAGGGUUGAGUACUCAUACCCAAGGGAAGGGGUCCCAGCAGAUCUGGGUUGACCCUUCUAAACUCUGGGUCCCUGUUGGUUGUAACACCGAGGGUUUUGGUCUGUGCUGCUUUGCCCAUGCUGCUGUCUGCUCACUGUCCUGCCUGCUGCCCUUAUAGCUCCCUGUCCUUCCAUACCUUAGGUCAUCUAGGUGAAAUCCAGGCAUCUUGUCCAUUCUUACCUGUGCAAGUGUUACUUUAUAGCAAAGUCAUGAAUAGGGGUAGUAUGAAAUGCUGCUGGGGGGUUGGUGAAUCCAAAGGGAUAUGGCUUCAGUGCUCGUCGGGAGCCCUUUGCCUCCAAAUAUCUGUCUUGAGGGACAAACAAGCAGGUCCUGUUAGUGGAUGUUCUCUGUGUAUUAACUUCUCUCCUUUGUGGUAUCUUGUAUCCUGUUCAAAAGAAAAAAAAAUAGAUGGGGUGCCAGAUUAGGGCCUGUGUCAGCACUCCAGGGAGGUUCAUCUGGCUCCAGUUAUGUGGAUUCUGGGGCUGGGAGAGGGUUUGAAGUUUGGCUAAAAUAGCCCCUCAGUGGGGUUCAGUUUUAUUUUUACCACUGGGCAUCAUAGAGGGACAGGGUUGGUGGUAUGAUUUAAACCUGCAACAAACAAGCAGGCUUAUUGAAGAGUUGAGUGAUCACACUGGAUAUGAAGGAUAGACAUUGCUUGACUGGGAAGGGGCUGGGUCCGUUGGAUUAAAGAUAACUUGAUGAAUUGGCCAUGGGAGAUUAAGUCACAGUCUUAAGAGCAAAGUAAACAGGGCAGAGGCCAAGUUUUAGGGAGACUCCUUGGCCUCCGAGGGCUAAGUUUACUAAACCAUGCUGAAGUACAACACUUAACAGAUGGGAAAAGGUGUACACUACAGUUGAAGAGCUAAACUGUGCUAGUUUGGAUGUUGACCAGGAGCCUACUAGCCCUUUGCUGGGAAGCCUCCACCCUCUGCUUCCCUGGGGUAGGGAAGGAUGCCUACAUUAUGCAAUAAUAAAAUAAGCAUCUGGGUCUUUGCAGCUGUCAGUUGCUCUUUCAACUCUAGGAUCCAUCUUUGGGCCAGAGGUCUGGUUUGGGCUUAGGAUGACACUGGCCCUCAAGAUGCUAGAGUAGAUUGCACUCUCUCCUUACCUGCAAACUAUGCACAGUGCCUGGGGCAGAAGGAAGAGAGGUGUUGUGGUUUGCCCUGCUGAGCCUCCCCAGCAGGAACAGUAGUAAUAAAUGCACUUUUCACACUAAGGUUUCCUUAUUAGUUGUCCUGUUAAGCCUAGAUCCUCCCCUGGUAGAUUGCAAACUCAAAAGUCUGUGUGAUUCCAAAGCCGUUCUACUGCAAAUGCCCAGCAGUGAAGAUGGCCUCAAAUUGGGUUCCUGUCUGCAGUGUGUGUGGCAGCCCAUGUGCCUUUAUCUAUUGUCAAACUUGCAAGCAUUUAUUUAUGUGUUUAUAACUGUCAUGGGGACUGAGGUUCUUCAGAGAGAGAGCAUGCAAGCUUAUGAUGCAGUGGUUUUACACCCACUCCCUAGAUGUAGUUUCCUUACAGCGUGAGCCACGAGUGGUUAGUGCAUUGCUGGUAUUGUUGAAGGCAAGGUUCAUCCCUCAUUUGCUUGAUACUCGUAUUGAGAGAAUUGAGAUCGUGUUGGGGAAGACACUGACUGUACUCAUGGCAAGCUUGAAGUAUUAAAAUAAGGCUGUCUCCACACCCACCCUAGUCACACACAGGAUCCCUGUAGCCAAAACAGUAUAUGUUCCAGCUGCAGAGAGCAAACUGCUCUCAGCUUGCACAGCACCUUAGGGGAGGGAAGAAUAUAUGGAUAGGGAAUGGGGUGGAAAAAGAUGGGAAUGUUGUCAUCCAGUGGCUUUAGGGUCCUGAGGAGUAGAGGGAUGGCACUGGGGAGGUCUGGAUGGAUCUGAUUUGUGUAGGAGUUCCCUGUAGAUAAAAUACUGAUCCCCCAACUACUAUCCCCAGUAUGUAAUGGCUGAAUUAAUAUGUAAUCAACUGCAUUGUAUCUAAAGCCUUAGAACUAGUCAGGUGCUCCCCCCACCCAAUACCAUUUCUUACCCUCUAAUCCUACCUGAUCUUUAACAAAGCAUUAAUAAUUCUAAGGAUAAUCUCUAUUUUGUUGUGCUUUUUUGUAACUGUUUUAAAUAAAUCAAUUUGUACUGUAUAUUUGUACUUUUGUGAGAUCCUUUUUGCUGUUUUACCAUUUUAAGUCUCUGUACUUGGCUACACACAGAUUGUAUUUUUAUUGUUAAUGCUCUUCUUAUGGAUACCUGCAUUUAACUUGUGGACUAUGUAAACACAAUAUAUAUAUCAAUAUCUAUAUAUCUAUAUAUCUAUCUAUAUAAACUACUAGCUUUUCC